AAUGUAUUUUUUCUGCUGAGGGGCGUUCACCUCGUUUACCCGAUUUAGGGUGUAAACUGUUAGAAACUGUAUAAAUGUGAGAGACAAUUGUUUUGUGGCUUGUUUUGACAUGAGAAGAGGAUUACAGCUCAGAAAUCCUGAUGAACUAAGCGAACAUUUUUUGCAAUAUCAGUGGGUAGUAUUAAAGAGUAUAGAAAGAUGCAUAGGCAGCUGGGUUAAUACUUUCUAUCUAUUCAGGGCGGGUGUGUGGGUAACAAAGAACACAGAUCGCUUUAUGUUUAACCCUCUCUUAUUUCUGUGCCUUACAGCAUGCAUAGACAUAGCUUCCUUUGUCUAGCAGGGUGCUGGGUUGGUCGGAUUCAGUGUCAGGCCAGAGGACUGGGAUUUAGUAUUAUUUAAGGAUGUAGUGACUGCUGGGUGUAGGGUGAUCAUGAUUGGGGGCUGGUGCCCUGCUGGGUUUAGUGGUGAUCUCACAUAAUCAUUCUGCUCCAUCCAGCUGAAAACAAAACUAUCUUAAGUUUCACAUUUUUGCUGAGCUUGUUUUGUUGAAGAGAGUAAUACUAAACUCCACAGCAUGUAGCUCUCCACAAUACAGCAGACUCCUACUUAAAUGUAGUGGAUACAUCCAACUUCACGGCCAGGAAACGGAAGAAGUAGUGUAGAACCAGAAGGUCACAAUCAACUGAUCUUGGAAACAGGACCGUGGUUUGGGAUUAAUAGGAUGGGAAUGUGGACACAUCAAUGCAUAUGAUUUCUGCAGGGCAUGGAUUAGAGUUUUUUCCUCCCUCUUGGUGCACCAGUCUUCUGUGCAUUUGUCAGGAACACUUAUGUGGGUUACAUUCCAUUGUUUUGUUCACUUGUCUUAGAAAAACCCAAACAAAAAAGCCAGGUCAAUGUCACAUUUCAGUAGAUUAAAAACAAGAAGUCUGUGAAGGAACUGAAACAAGCUUCAUUCAGAGUCAGCCUCUGCAGCUGCCAGGAGUGUUGUACAGCCAAGCUGGGAACCUCGUAGCUGAGUUGCAAGUGGGAAAGAGACAGAGAGGGAAGCCGGAGACAAACCAGCGGGGGAAUUAGGAGCUGUGACGUCGUGUCUUCCCUCCUGUGCCGAAGCGAGCAAGGGAAGGGGAGGUAGAGAAAAAAAGAGAGAGACUGAGACUUACGACCGACCGCCAUCCUGAUGAUGUGUCAGUCAAACACCCUGCAGGGACCAGAUCUGCACGCAGGGAAAUGGUGAGAUGCUGUAAAGCUUUAUCUAACCCUCCUCUCUCUUGCUACAACCUCCACAAAGUUAAAAUUCAUGUCCGAAGGCUACGUUCAGGGAACAGCGGCAGCUGUGCCGGGGAGCAGCACCUGCAACUGGAGAGUCCAGGCCCAGCUGGCUCUGCCGGGGGCACACCAAAUAGGAGAGCCCGUUUCAGGUUGCAAUUCCCCCAGCUGGCCCUGAGGCGGAGGUUGGGCCAGCUGAGCUGUAUGUCUAGGCCUGCUCUGAAACUCCGUUCUUGGCCUCUGACUAUUCUCUAUUAUCUUCUGCCUUUCGGUGCUCUUAAACCCUUGACCAGAGUGGGAUGGAGGCCUAUGAGCAGGGUUUCUCUGUACAAAUCAGUACCAACACGACUGCUUUCACGAGCCUGGGGUCGUUUGAACCAGGUCGAGCUGCCCACCUGGCUCCGGAAGCCUGUCUACAGCCUGUAUAUCUGGACAUUUGGAGUGAACAUGAAAGAAGCAGCUGUCGAAGAUCUUCAUCACUAUAGAAACCUGAGCGAAUUCUUCCGCAGAAAGCUGAAGCCCCAGUCCCGGCCAGUCUGCUGCUAUCACAGUGUGAUCAGUCCCUCAGAUGGAAAGAUUCUGAACUUUGGACAAGUGAAAAACUGCGAAGUGGAACAGGUGAAGGGUGUCACCUACUCGCUGGAGUCCUUCCUCGGGCCGUGCACCAGCACAGAAGACGUGCAGUUUAGCCAAACCUCAUCCUGCAACUCAUUCCAGAACCAGCUAGUCACAAAGGAGGGGAACGAGCUCUAUCACUGUGUCAUCUACCUGGCGCCUGGGGACUAUCACUGCUUCCACUCGCCCACUGACUGGAGAGUGUCGCACAGACGCCACUUCCCAGGCUCCCUGAUGUCUGUGAAUCCUGGUGUUGCCCGCUGGAUCAAGGAACUCUUCUGCCAUAAUGAGCGGGUUGUACUUACUGGUGAUUGGAAACAUGGCUUUUUUUCCCUAACAGCAGUAGGAGCCACAAAUGUUGGCUCCAUCCGCAUCUACUUCGACCGGGAUUUGCAUACUAACAGCCCCUGUUACUCCAAAGGCUCUUACAAUGACUUCAGCUUUAUAACCAACAAUAACAAAGAGGGCAUCCCCAUGAGGAAAGGAGAACAUUUAGGGGAGUUUAACCUGGGCUCGACCAUCGUUCUAAUCUUUGAGGCACCCAAGGACUUCAACUUCCACCUCAAACCUGGACAGAAAAUCCGCUUUGGAGAGGCCCUGGGGUCCCUUUAGAAACUACAAAAGGAUUUUAUAUACAAAGGAACUCAAACUUCCAAGAAAAAUGCUUCACUAAUGGAAAAUAUCACUCAGCAGGACCUGGGUGAGGAAAAUAUUAGACAACACUGCUGUGUAAAACUGGGAUAGGAGUAUUUGCCCAAUAUCACAUACCUAUGCUGAGAGCAGUAAAAUAAUCAGAUGAUCCAUUUACAUAUCAGGUACAGAUGCCUUUAAGAAUGUUGACCAGGGUGGUUUCUAUCCCAUCCUAUGCCUACAGUCUUUCACACUCUCCCUUUCAAUGUGUUGCAAACUAGUUACAUUCAUACAGAGCCUGUAGGUUCCUAUUGGGCCUGCCUGCAUUCUGGAGUGACACUGGGGAGGGGUGAAGGCAGAGAGAUUAGCUACCUUUAAAGGGACACUGUUAGGUUGACCUAGACCCAAGGUUUCAGUUCUGUCAAAUAUGGUUUUCAAACUUGCAGUCCCAGAUGUCUAAUGCAAACAUGACAUCAAAGUAUGGAAGCCAGGAAGUCAAACUGCCUAGUCUUACUUUCAUUGUCCAACCAAGGUGAAAUGCACAAUGUAAAUUAAUCGCAUCAAUACUGAAACCAGUAAACUAGACUCAAAUUCUGUUUAAUAACAUCCUGGUAACAGGUAUGGAAACUAAUUUUUAAAUGCCUUUUAACCUAUUAUUGUCCCUUUAAAACUGGACUUUGCACUGUAUUUUAAACCUGAAAACACUGUGUCUACAUUCCAUGUGGUUGAACUAGUCAUCUUUUUGAAAAAAGUGUAUUUUUUUAGCUUGCAGCAGUCAGACUGUUGCAUACUCUUCUCCCAAUCCAUAGUUUUAUUUUUGCCAUUCUAGGCCUUAAGGAUUUUGUUUUAUCUGAGUGGUAAUUACUCUCCUCAGUCACCCAAAAACUACUGAGCGAUUAAUCUUCUGACAUAAAACAAUAACAGGUGGUUAAGGGGUCUGCUCCCUUCUCGUUGCAGUGGGGAUGCAGCUAAAGUAUGUUUCCCCUUCUGCUGUACAUGUGCUGCUGCUUGUGUCAUAACCUUCAGGGCCUGUCACGGAGUUCUUUGUGUGGAAAUUUCUCCAUGUACAAAACAAUUUGAAAUACAUCAGGGCCUAUAGUUUAGUGCACGGAGUGAAAUGCCAUGGGCACUGACUGUGUAUUAAAAACCCUUAUGGACCUUUGGGGCAAUCCAAGGUUGCUCCCCAUGUGCACUAACUUGCUUUUCUAUCCUUCAGUGGACUUACAAAAAAAAGACAACCCAGCCAAACUUCCAUUUUUCUUUUGCACUUGUAGCUGGUAGAAAGAAACUGGAGCUGAGUGCUCUGCUCUGAAGCUUCAUCCUGCAGCAACUUUCAUCUCUGUAAAUUCAUGCCAAGAAGGGUUAGAAUGGAAAUAGGAACAUGACACUCAGAAUAGGAGUUUAAGCUUCGCAUUACCAAUAAUGGGACUAACAGCAACUGGUGCCAAAAGGGUUGAGAGCAACUCACUUCUACUACACUGUAUUGCUUGUUCUUACUGAAUAAAUUCUAUUUUGAGCCAAGGAAGUCUAUUGCCUGUAAGUGAAUAGGAUACCCUGACCUUGAAGGAAUGGACUAGCUUCUUAUCAAACCUGGCCCUCUCCCAGCUUGAGCCUUGUGUGUGGAUAUUCAUCAGGGGAGCUGGUGUUUUCUUUAAAGAUCUGCCUCCAGUUCCAAGGGGAUCUUCUGAACAGACUUUUUUAAAUUCAUUCUAAAUGAGACUCAGCACUGUAUAUCUUGAUCCUGUAAAAGAAAGUCUGCCUCCCCUGGAUGUGCUGGAGAAAACAGAAUCAAGUGUUUACAGUUGGCCAAGCCCUGUACACUUGUCAGUAGGGAAGAAAGACAUGUCUGGUAAUAUAGCCUGCCAAAGGCUCAUAGUAUGAUCUUGACUAUUUGGCCCUGUUUAGGUCAAUAUAGGAGAGAACUAGUCCUUUGGCUCCAAGAGUCAGCAUUUCCUCAUAUUAAAUGGGGGCUGCUUCAAAUGGCUCUUAGCAGCCCCUCCCUUCCCCCUUUGUUCAGCCCCUUAGUGCUAGGAUGUAUUAUGCAUCACAAUAUUCUUCUUCCAGCUAGGCAUUAAUUUUUUAAAAACUUGAUGCAAAAUACAUGCAGACAUCAUCAGCCCUAAGGGUUGAAGCUAUGACUAAUUACCCUUCAAGAACUAAAGGCUCUGUGAACAGAACAAGCCUGUUGCAAUGGGUUAGAGGAAGGAAGAAUUUAUCUCUGAGGCCUUUUGUCUUAGUUGUGGCUAAAACAACUUUAAGCUUUAAAUUCCUCACUACUCAGCAUUCACAGUAUCUGAGCACCCAGUUCGCCUAACAGGGGAUGAGAGAAGUUGCUACUGUUCACUUUAGUAUGAAUGUGUCAGAGACAGAUCAUUCUGCACCAGGUCAGCUCUUUUUGUGAUGGUCUUAGCACUGUGGAAACUUGGCUGGCUAGCAGGAAUGUCUUACCCACUGAUCAGAGGAAGUAGAAGCAGGGUUUCUGGAGAAUACUGGUGAUGCUGUAACUUUCUCCAGCAGGGAGAAUCCAUUUAAUUUUUCAACUAGCACAGUGUUUUUGUAUGUCACACUGUAUGACUUACGAACAUUAACUCUUAAUUUCAAACAUUUUAAAAUAAAAGUCUUAUCAGCAUUGUUUUGCUUCUUAAUAAGCAGGGGAGUUUAAAUAGAUACUACAGUGAUGGUCUCUAUGAAUACUUAGCUGAGUGCAGCUUUGAGCUGCACAGCAGUGUCUCCUACUUCUUAUCACAACUAUGGUAAAUAAAUGAGGCAAUGUCUCCCAUAUGCAUACAGCAAAAGGAAAUAUACGUUUAAAUGGUAGUGAGGUUUGGCUUACUUCCCUUCAGAAAGUUAGAGAUCAUGUACCUUAGGCCUAUGUCCUCUGACAUCAAAGAUCAAACGAACAGCCAGCCCGUUCUACCACUGAGCAUGAACUGUUUAGGGGCUUUAGAUGUGUUACAUAUCCAAAGCAAUGCGAAUGUCCUUCACACGAGUGAUGUACCUCUGCAGACAAUGUCUCCCUUCUAGCAGCACUUUGGUGAGAGAGUUGAUCUGCACCUCCAACUACAAGAGAAAAUGAAGGGAAGAGGAAAGGGCUAAAUUGUUAGUGAAGUCAGGAACAAUUCAUUCCAGCAAGUUGGGUCUGUAACAGUUCUGACUGCUGUUUGGUUGAACAGCUUUCACACUACCCCCUUGAAUAAGAAAGUAUCAAGUUACAGGACUGGGUUUCUCCUUUGGCAGCUGUGUUGUGGUUGUGAGGAAAAUGUGAAUAGUUUAAUCUACUUUGUUCAUUAUCCCCUUUGGCAGCCACUUCUACUCUUUGUUCCAAGGGGCCAGUAAGAAACAAGGUUUCCCCUCUUCUACCUACCCUGCUGUUACUAAUCUCCCACAACUGCCCCAUUUUGCCUUCAGCCUUUGUUUCACAAUCAUACAAAUUAGACUAAAUCUGUUCAGGGCAGGUUCCAUUUCUCUUUGCAGUACCAUGUGUUAUAAUUUUUACUCAGUAACUUUGUGGGACUGGCCUUCACACCACUAUUUGUCCACAUACCUGAUCCAGCUCUUCUUGAACUUGCUGCAUAACAUCUUGCUCCGCUGCCCCGGUGCCCACAGUACUCAUUUCUAGCCACUUGUUCAGAAUGCGCGCCUGCCGCCGGCAUGACCUGAGGGAACAGGAUCAUAGCAAGCUAGGGUGAGACACGGAAGGUGCAUUGUACAUUUAACUCAUUUGCAUCAAUAGUUGCAGAUGCCAAGGACAGUCACUACCAGCACUAGUUGCAAACAUUGUUGGAAAGGAGUUCAGUGUCACUGCUCUUUCUAGACCAUUUUAUAAAAGAUUGCAUUUACAGUAAAUGCCUUUUGGCAGUAAACGUGCAAUGCCUGGCGGGAGGUAUAGGUACUUAGCGAUGAAACCCAAGCUGCAGCAUAUUAGGUGGAAGCUGGGUGGUAAGAGCCAGUUUAAAAUAAGUUUCAAAAAUAUUCUAAACAUUAUGCACCAUCAGACCCACUGUAGGAAAAACUAGCUUCACCACUGCCAUAUAAAGGACCCAUUUUCCAUUUGGGCUCUGUAUGUUAGCAGGAAAACAGUGAGAAUGCGUCCCCGGAGAACACAAGAAAGGUUGGGUGUUCUUCUCCUACUUUUGGUCCACUGCUGCUUCUUUCCCUAGCAGUGGGUUCCCCCUUAAAGUCCUGUUCCACUCUGAAAUGUGACUACAAUCCCACUUAGGGUUAUAUGUUUAUGUCUGUCUAAUUAACUACUCACAUCAACAUUUUUCUAACUGCCUAUUCUACAAAACCAGGCUGGGAUCUGAGAGCCAAGCCGGGGUCUUUCCUCCUCAUAAAUUCAGACUCAUAGUAGAGUCUGAAGACUACAUUCUGAGUCGGUUAUACCAAUUCAACUGCACGGAUUUCAGAUUAUGCCCUCAGUGACACUGGUAUGGCCACACUUCCUUCAUUGGUUGCCAUAGGUAACAGUAAACCAUUGCCAAGGAUGCACAAAAAGGUAACUCCUUCCAAGCUGUAUUGGCAGUGCAGGUCUAAUAGAGUAAACAAAAACCCCACAACUCUUACACACUCAAGUCAGCAGAUGUGACUGAACAGGCCCAGGAGACAGACCUGCUGAGUAAGGAGGUGUCACUUUUCAGAGCAGAACUGUACUUCCAUACAGAAAUGCAACAUUGGAUUAAGAACACUCAGUAAGGCUGGCUAAAGGGGACUUCACUACGUACUUGAGCUCCUGCUUGCUAUCGUGGUAAUGCUGCAUUUGCUGUCGGAUGUGUUGGAGCUCUGCUUCCAGCUGUUUCUGCAGCUCUGUUCCCUCCGUGGAAUAGCCUUGUCUGCUCUUACUUUCAACUGAAACCAAACACAAAGCACACACAUUAUGAUGCUGUUGAGGUUCUGUCUAUUUCCUGCUUCUUCCUCUCUGGGAAGCAGACAGGCUUGUAGGCAAAAACUUACCACUGUGCCGGGCCUGUGGGUCAUCAUUGCUAUCGUGAUAUGCUGCCUCUGUUGUAAUAACUGGGUCCUGAAAGACCUACCUCACUUGUGAGCUUAACUGUGGAAAAGUGGCUAAAAGUUUAUAAAAUGAUCCAAUCACCUCUAACAAUAAGUGUUGAUGGGGAAAAGAUAAUGAAAGUCCAACUCAGCAUGUUACAUAAAAUUGCUUAUAAGACUAAGCAAAAGUUAAGACAGACUGAAUUAGUCCAAACAAAAAGGCCUGCUAUAAAUCAGGGACUGUGCUGAUAUAUCUGGUAAACAAAAAAGUGUGGGUCUGGAACUCAAACAGACAAACUGUCGUGUCAGAAAUUAGGCCUAAUUGGUGAGCAGAACAAUGAGAAGAUGGGCUAGUUUGUCCAUUACUUGACUUUUGAGGGGUUUUUUUGUUUUUGUUUUUUUAAGACUUUGGGAGAGGAUAGAGAUGGGUGAACUAAAGGGAGCAAGCUUCAUAUCAUGGCUUCCACUCACAUCAUCUCCUGGGACCUCAGGGUCCUUCGGGACACCACUGGCCCUUCACCAUCCCGAUUUUGAGAUGAACAAAGAUGACAUCACCACCUCCACUAGCUUUGGCUAAAUCCCAAAUACCAUCUGAGGUGUAAAACUUUGGUUCCUGCUUUCACCUAUUCUCUUAUGUAUCAUUUUCCUCCUGCACCUUAUUUCUUCCGUUUCCUUUUGCCUCUGUCUACUAAGAGUCUUGCUUAGCCUGCCAAGACUGCCACUUUUGCAACAGUACAAUGAGCCUAUGACCAGAGAGGCAGCUAAAAGCAAAGCGUGAUGCUGGUACAAUUUUGCCAGGCCUCGGAGUGGUGUGCCACGUACUGGGCCUGUGUUUCUCCAGCAGCAGGGCUGAAAGUAAAAUCAGCACUAGAGACAGAAGCUGCAUUUUCUCUCUACUGUUUUUUUCUCUGCCUUUUUGUGUCUGUCUGUCUUGUUUGCAAGGAAACAGGAUCAGACUUUAAAACUAACUGUAGCUCAAACCCUUCUCAACUAAUUUUCUGGGGGUGGGUAGAGUCCUUAUACAGCCAAAGGGAAAGAGAACAAAGGAUAUUGUUAAAACAAAAGGCUUAAUGUAUUACAUACAUUUCAAAUGCUUUAACUGUUUUGACUUUUUCUGUAUCUUUAAUAAAAGAGAUUUUGAAUGGUG
Molecule: messenger RNA, 8644 nt
Organism: Caretta caretta (loggerhead turtle)
Lineage: Eukaryota; Metazoa; Chordata; Testudines; Cheloniidae
Gene: PISD
Product: phosphatidylserine decarboxylase
Biological process (GO): phosphatidylethanolamine biosynthetic process
Cellular component (GO): mitochondrion
Molecular function (GO): phosphatidylserine decarboxylase activity
Source: RefSeq, a predicted model, not a curated record